GGGAGGAGCUCGUUUCUGAAACUGAGCGAGAGGAAGAUCCUUCUGGAAUAAGAGCUUCUGUUGAGACGACACAUUCAUCUUCAACGUGUUCUCCUGUGAAUUAUAAUUCAGCUCCCUGAUGAAACCUGAAGCUUCCUCACAUUCGAACACAUUUCACUUUUCAGUUCAUGUUAUCUUUAAGUCAUUGUGGUGACACGCUUCAUUAAUGUGUCUGUUUGAGUGUCGAUUGUGAAAUAUUUGUGUUUUAAACUUUGUUUUAAAACUUUAAAUGAAUAUUAAGUGACUUGCUCAUCAAAUCAGCUGCAGAUUUGUGUCUGUCCUCUAAAGACUGAUGAGCCGCAGAUCUCGUCAGUGUCCCCUCGGCCGUGAGUCUUGGUUUCACCCAGAAUCCUUCACUCCAUGCAAAUACUUGCAAACCUUAGCGUCAACUUGUUUAAAGCUCCCUCACAUCUCCAGCGUCCUGCAGCCAUGGAGGAGACGCUCGCCUGCCUCCUCCUGCUGCUGCUCAGCUCGUCCUCUGAGAAGUACGUGUACGUGGAUCAGAGGAUGAGCUGGCUUGAGGCUCAGACUCACUGUCGGACUCAUUACACGGACCUGGCUGCCGUCUGCAGCAAACAGGACACAGAGCAUAUCCAGAAGCUCGCCUCUAAGAUCGACGGAUUUAUAUGGAUGGGGAUGGAGAAAUUCUCCACAGGCGGGGUGAAGUGGAUGUGGUCGGGCGGUGCUGAGGUGACUGAGUUCUUCUGGAAGGAGGGGCAGCCAGAAAACCGAACGAAUGAGUACUCCAGUUUAAUUCAGAUGGACGGAUGGCGCGAUAGCCACUCGCACUACAGCUUUCCCUUCUUCUGCUUCAGGGUGGUGGUGGUGAGGGAGAGGAAGACGUGGGAGGACGCUCUGGACCACUGCAGGGAGCUUCACCUCGACCUGGCCAGCAUCAACUCUGAGACGGAGAUGCUGCUGAUCCAGAGCGAGCUGGGGAAACACGUCACCUCAGAGCACGUCUGGAUCGGUUUGCAUUUCUUCCCCGACGGCUGGCGGUGGGUGGACGGGCGGCCGCUGGAGUACGAGGCCUGGAGAGAGGAGAUCAGACCCGCGUGUCCUCGACUCAGUAUGAGCUGUGCUGCUCUACAGGUGACGGGGGGAGCAGCGGCGCUCGUUGACACCACAGGGGGGACCGGAGUCAGUUCUACUGCUGCUGGUGUGAAUCAGCGUGUGUGGAAGCCUCAUGACUGUGAAGACAGACUCCACUUCGUCUGCUACUGACACGUUCAGAAAUAUAUACUUCAAGUUUGUUUUUACUAGUGAUAUGAGUAUCAAGGUUAAAUUGAAGAAGCAUUUUGAAAGUUUUGUGAUGUCGUUUCUGUCCUGAUUUAAAUCUUUAGAUCUUGUUUAUGUGCUUUUUAGA
Molecule: messenger RNA, 1405 nt
Organism: Platichthys flesus (European flounder)
Lineage: Eukaryota; Metazoa; Chordata; Actinopteri; Pleuronectiformes; Pleuronectidae
Product: putative C-type lectin domain family 20 member A
Exons: 1
Coding region: 400-1263 (287 amino acids)
Source: RefSeq, a predicted model, not a curated record